Annulohypoxylon maeteangense is the source of this 747-nucleotide messenger RNA. RefSeq lists its product as uncharacterized. The transcript is spliced from 2 exons. The coding region runs from base 252 to 632 and encodes 126 amino acids. The record is from RefSeq and is a predicted model, not a curated record. NCBI's taxonomy places the organism in Eukaryota, Fungi, Ascomycota, Sordariomycetes, Xylariales, Hypoxylaceae.
GAAAAGUAAGGAAUUUAAGAACAAUAAUAUUCGAGAACGGAGUGUUGAUUGGUUGGCAUCAUUCACGUGACACCCCUUAGGACACUCACCUUAUUAGUCAUCCCCGAGAGAGCUGAUUGGCUACCGUUUAAAUGGAGCUAAUUGAUUUGCCGAGAAAUAACCGACCCGAACUCCGUGUCAAUUCUUUCGUCCAAUCUUCUGAACUCCUUUGUAAUCCUACCUAGAACAUUAUUUAAUUGCUAUGGACCGUGAUGAGCCGGAGUGCAAACGUUUUCGUAACCCUUAUCCGGACGCAUCACAUAACGAGCCGAAAAAAGCUCGCGCGUGUCAAGAAAGCCGCUGCGUUAUACGAUUUACAGGUACUUGUUAGAAGCGGCGGUUCGCCGGGUAUCAUGUACGCCGAAGGUCCUGAUGAAGCUACUGUCGGCAACUGGGUCAACGGCGUUCAGGCUUUGAGGUAUAAAGACUUCCAAUGCGUACAGAAACCGGCUGCUAGUCUCGUCCGGGCGACUGGUCCUGUAAGUGAUACCGGCUUUGAAGAAGUCACUUCCGUAUCCGAAUUCGGCGAAAGGAUGGAGAAACGGGGUCUGGGCAGCUGGUGGAAAAUUGGGAUGGGCUAUGCGCAGGGGUAGACGCUGUUUAAGCCUACAUCACGGAUUUGGAUUGAUAUGGCUUAGCUAUUCUCAUCACUGCUCGCAUUCAGCAGCUGUGAGUUUAGCUGACAAACGCGCAGUUAAUCUCACAUAU